AUGCGACAGACAGCUCCAACGACCAUGCCGCUCGUGUCGCCGUUGUUCCCCUCCCCGGCUGCUCUGUGCAGCGCCUUCCCCUCUGCACCGGCCGGCACUGAUGCCAAUCGCACGUCCAAGUACCCGCCCGCGCACCAGGAGCUAUACGGAACCUGGAGCGCCGUCGACGAUGCCAAAGCCAAGGCGGCCAAGCUGAGCGAGGCGGCGACCCAGGAGUUCGAGAAGGCGAGCGGCAAGGCGCAAGCUAAGGCGGGCAAGAUCGAACUGUUUUCGGCGAAGUACUACGCCGCGUGCACCUUUGGCGGCCUGCUGGCCUGCGGCCUCACUCACACGGCUGUCACGCCCCUCGACCUAGUCAAGUGCCGCCGACAGGUCGACGCGAAUCUCUACAAAGGCAAUUUCGAGGCGUGGGGGAAGAUUGCGCGGGCCGAGGGCCUCCGCGGCAUCUUCACGGGUUGGAGUCCAACAUUUUUCGGAUACUCGGCCCAAGGCGCCUUCAAGUACGGCGGUUACGAAUACUUCAAGAAGUUCUACUCCGAUCUGGCCGGUCCAGAGAACGCCCAAAAAUACAAGACGCUGCUUUACUUGACCGCCAGCGCCUCCGCCGAAUUCAUCGCCGAUGUCGCGCUCUGCCCCUUCGAGGCCGUCAAGGUUCGCAUUCAGACUACCAUCCCACCAUUCGCCAAGGGGACUCUCGAUGGCAUUUCCAAGGUUACUGCCAAGGAAGGAACAGCAGGUCUCUUCAAGGGCCUCUACCCCUUGUGGGGUCGUCAGAUCCCCUACACGAUGAUGAAGUUUGCGUCCUUUGAGACAAUUGUCGAGGCCAUCUAUAACUAUCUCCCCGGCAAGAAAGAUGACUACGGCAAGGCCGCCCAGACGGCUGUUUCCUUUACCGGUGGGUACCUGGCGGGUAUCUUGUGUGCCAUUGUGUCUCAUCCAGCCGACGUGAUGGUUUCGAAGUUGAAUGCUGAACGCGAGUCCGGUGAGGCCUUUGGCGCCGCCAUGAAACGCAUCUACGGCAAGAUCGGCUUUGCGGGCUUGUGGAACGGCUUACCGGUUAGGAUCGUUAUGAUUGGCACGCUCACUGGUCUGCAGUGGAUGAUUUAUGACUACUUCAAGAUUUUCAUGGGCCUCCCUACCACGGGCGGUCCUGCGCCGCAGCAGGACACGCAGAAGGCGUAG
Molecule: messenger RNA, 1182 nt
Organism: Lasiodiplodia theobromae
Lineage: Eukaryota; Fungi; Ascomycota; Dothideomycetes; Botryosphaeriales; Botryosphaeriaceae
Product: Mitochondrial phosphate carrier protein
Exons: 4
Coding region: 1-1182 (393 amino acids)
Biological process (GO): mitochondrial phosphate ion transmembrane transport
Cellular component (GO): mitochondrial inner membrane
Molecular function (GO): phosphate transmembrane transporter activity
Source: RefSeq, a predicted model, not a curated record